This is a messenger RNA of Rhipicephalus sanguineus (brown dog tick), 1589 nucleotides long. RefSeq names its product acyl-CoA-binding domain-containing protein 6. The transcript is spliced from 9 exons. The record is from RefSeq and is a predicted model, not a curated record. Bases 1 to 852 code for a protein of 283 amino acids. Gene Ontology annotation, molecular function: protein binding; fatty-acyl-CoA binding. NCBI's taxonomy places the organism in Eukaryota, Metazoa, Arthropoda, Arachnida, Ixodida, Ixodidae.
AUGACGCGACCUAUCCAAAUCGCGCUGUAUGGAGGCAAUAAGAAUUUGAAAAAUCUGCCGAUUCUACCACGUCCCAGCUGGCAGCGCUUCACAAAUUCAAUAUUUGAGAAAAUGGCACAGGGUGAUCACGAAGAGGUUUUAAAUGAAUGGGAUGAGCAAAAGGACAUGUUCUUGAAAGCCGCGGAGCAUGUUCAAGCCCACGCCGGAAACCUGGCUAGUGAUCAACUGCUCUACCUUUAUGCCAGAUACAAACAGGCCCUGGACGGACCAUGCAAGCUACCAAGGCCGGCUUUCUAUGACUUUAAGGGCCGCCAGAAAUGGGAUGCCUGGAACCAGUUGGGUGAAAUGACAGCUACCACAGCGAGGGAUGAAUAUGUGGCUUUUGUCUUUCGUCUCUUCCCUGACUGGAGGCCUGAGGAAACAAAGAGUAGCACAAAAUCAAUGCUAGGAGCUGUGGUGAGCCGGCCUUGCUGGGAACCUGGCGUAGCCCCUGAGAAUAAGGAUGCAUUUGACUGGACAAAGGAAGGGUGCUUGGAGAGGCUUGCAGAAUGCCUAAACAAUAACACGUCAGUACAUGAGCGCGAUGCACAGGGUAUGUGUAUGCUACACUGGGCAUGUGACCGUGGCCAUCUGGAGAUAGUUGAGUUGCUUUUGGACAGAGGUGCUGAUCCUGAAGCCAAGGAUGAAGAAGGCCAGACACCCUUGCAUUAUGCAUCAUCAUGCGGACACUUGCAAGUGGCUGAACUACUGCUCAAACGAGGUGCCCAAAGAGACACUAAAGAUGUGGAUGGCCAGACUCCUGCUGAAGUGGCCCUCUCCCCUGAACUAGAGGCACUGCUCUCGCCCUCCUGACCAUAUUCUCCUGAACAGAAGCCUCCAACACAUGUUGAUGUACCUAGAUAAGACUUCCCCUCCAAACUUCAAGCUUCAAACAUGUGUUUUCUUAUAGGUUGUUAGCAGUGUUGCAGAAAAUAAUUUCAGGGUUUACCACAAAAUUAUACUGAAUAAUUGAUGAUUCAGCACACAACUGACACUGAAUAAUUAUUGUUUGGUUUCUUGAUAAAUACUGAGAGGCUGCAAUUUUAGGUGCAUUCUUCGCUGCCCAUGCAACAUUGCUGAUGUCACUGCUCAAUAUUCCAAGCGUAAGGCUAUGAAUGCAGAACAUACUGUGCUUACAUUCAGUUGCCUUUAUGCAACAGCAGCAUCAGGGAAUAGAGUCAUAUGCGCACAAUGCUGCUUCUGAGUGAAUGCUACUUUCACUAAGUAGAAUGUGCACUACAAAAAGCAGUCGCUCUGUUUAAGUACUUGCAACACUGAAGUAUUUCUAACAAUAUCACCAUAUAAACAUCCUCGGCGCAUUCAUGGUACGUAGAAGAGUUCACCUCAAACAGACCGAUAUAGGAUUGGACUUUUAAAAACUGCAAUCAUGCCAAUGCUUCUAAAUUUGAAGCCAUAUCUGUCACUUUAGGAUGAAGUUGUUUGUGGAGCUCAUUAUUUUUUUACUGUGCUGCAUGAAAUUUUGUAGUUGGCUGGUUACCACAGAACUUUCAUGUCACAACAAAAUAAAGAGGAGCUUUUUUCUUUUUUCA